Messenger RNA from Pundamilia nyererei, 977 nucleotides. RefSeq names its product TSR2 ribosome maturation factor (gene tsr2). Lineage: Eukaryota; Metazoa; Chordata; Actinopteri; Cichliformes; Cichlidae. Bases 9 to 710 code for a protein of 233 amino acids. The record is from RefSeq and is a predicted model, not a curated record. The transcript has 5 exons.
GCACCUUGAUGAAUCUGACAAUUAGAGCAGUUCAGAGUUUACAUGCAUGUCUGUUUAUUUCUUUAGCUUUUUGUCACAGUCCCGUUUCGAUUGGAAGAAGCACGCUUUUCCUGAACGAUCGCUUCUGUCUGAUCUCUGUUUCUGCACUCGGCUCCUUCCGUCUGUCAGACCCAACAUGGCGGCCUCCGCGGCUUCACGUGAGGUCUUCACGGAGGGAGUCCGAGCGGUUCUUCAAACCUGGCCGGUUCUUCAGAUUGCGGUGGAUAACGGGUUUGGAGGCGUCUACGGCCAGCAGAAAGCUGAUUGGAUGGUGGAUGUGGUUCAGCAGUAUUUCCAUGACAACGGUGGCUGACCUGCAGCAGUACGAAGUCGAGGACUUCAUCGCUGAGCUGAUGGAUCAGGAGUUCAAUACAGUGGUGGAUGAUGGGAGUUUACCACAGGUGUCCGCCAAUCUGCUGCAGAUGUUCGGUCAGUGGCGGCAGGGGGCACUGGAGCAGCUCAAACACACCAUCAACACUCUGACACAGAAUAAGAGUCAAAGGGCAAAGGUCACGGCUCAGCCCACACAGUCUGAUGAAGAGAGCAACGAUGACGCACAGGAGAUGGAGUGUGAAGCGUCUGGUCCAUCGGUCAGCAGGACACAUCCUCCUCCUCCCCCUCCUACUCAGGAUGAAGAAGAUGGCUGGACGGUGGUGAGGAAGAAGAAGUGAAGAUUUUAGGAUGAACUGUUAAACUGAGAGACUGAAGCAGCUCACCUUUGACCUACAGGAAGAGACUUUUUAGUGAAAGCUGGGCCUCAGCCUCCACCUGCUCCAGACUGAAAGGGUCCUGCAGGCUCAGAAAGGCGUGCUGUUUGUCGGCCGCCUGCUGGGACGUUCAGUCUGGAGCAGGUGGACGAGGACGAUGUCCUUAAACCGGAGUCACUCUGCUUCCUGUGGAUGAAUUUUUUAUUAUUAUUAUUAAACACUUUGACCAUA